AUGUACGGCACCACCGCAACAUUUCUCGUCUUCCUUUGCGUCAAGCUUUUCGUCAUCAAUCGCAUCCAACUGAAAAACUCUGAGAAGUUGUCGCGGGUGAACAAAUUGGCGUUAAUUGACGCGGUAAUUGUGCUAUUUUUCGACUUCUCCUCGUCAUUCAUCGCCGCGAAAGGCAUAUUCACCUAUGAGGAAAUCGGACCAUAUGAUGCGGCUCCGAAGAUGCUCGGCCGCGCCAUCGAGGCGGCGAUCGUCGCCGUGCAGCUCGCGCGCGCCAAGCAAACCCACUAUCAGAACAACACCGCGUCCGGCGGACAUCGUGCGGGCCAUCGCGUCGAGCACUCGACACGCGUCACAGCGACCGCCGAGUGGCGUUGUUGA
Messenger RNA from Caenorhabditis bovis, 378 nucleotides. The record is from the annotation of a GenBank genome assembly. NCBI's taxonomy places the organism in Eukaryota, Metazoa, Nematoda, Chromadorea, Rhabditida, Rhabditidae.